AAUCUACUCGAAUCCAAUGCCAAAGGACACAUCAGAGGACUCUACCACAGAGAUCACAAGGAUGUCAGAAGACAAAAUCUACUCGAAUCCAAUGCCAAAGGACACAUCAGAGGACUCUACCACAGGUACAAACAUUUCAGAAAAGAUGUCCGGUGAAGUUCAGGCAAAAGGAAAUGAUCAGAGUUCUGAGGAAGCAAAUUGUUGCCAGUUAAACGUGGAUGAGAUGGGUCUCCUGAAACUGAAGAUAACCAUCCUGGCCGUCCUCUGUGUCAUCCUUGGAUCUUUUCUUGUGGCUUUUCAAGUGCUAUAUUUUUUGAGGGUGGAGAAUGCAGAUAAGUUGGGAAUGCCGCAAGAGGAGUGUGAUAAUGCCACUGCCACUGCCAUGACAAGGAGUUUGGAGGCUAACCUUACAGAAACUGAAAGGAUGUUAAUUGAGCAGAAAAACAGAAAUGAUGAUCUCACCAAGGAGAACACAAAGCUGAAGACUGAGCUACAAGGAGCAAAGUGUGCUGAUGACUGGGAGUACUUCGAUGGAUCAUGUUACCACUUCUCCACUGAUGUGAUGAACUGGACUGAGAGCAGAGAUGCCUGUGUGACUAUGGGAGGACACCUGGUCAUCAUUACCAGUCAACAAGAAAUGGAUUUCCUGAAGACCAAGACUGAACAUCACUGGAUUGGUUUAACUGAUGUUCAGGAAGAGGGCAAAUGGCGCUGGGUGGACAACACACCCCUCACAAACCCAAAGUUGCUUUUGGGGCGUAAACCAGCCAGAUAA
Molecule: messenger RNA, 775 nt
Organism: Clupea harengus (Atlantic herring)
Lineage: Eukaryota; Metazoa; Chordata; Actinopteri; Clupeiformes; Clupeidae
Product: C-type lectin domain family 4 member F-like
Exons: 10
Coding region: 17-775 (252 amino acids)
Source: RefSeq, a predicted model, not a curated record